UCUAGGGUGUGCGACCCGGAGGGCGAGUCCUGUGCUGCGAGCCCCCUGGUGGCCCGCGCGCCGCCGCCCCUCGUCGCGCUCCUGUUGGGGGCUCCGCCGUCCUCGCCUCGGCUUCCCUAGCCCCCUCCCCGCGCGCUCCCGCCUCUCCUCAGCCGGCCUGCCGGGAACUCGCGCGCUCGGCGCGGACGGGCUGCGGGGCCAUGGUGCCCGCCCGGGAGCAGCCCGGCGCCGCGAUGGGGACGAGCGAGGCGCCGCCGCCCGGCCCCGCGUCCGCGGAGGGCGCUGCGCUGCGCGGCCCGGGACCCUCGGACGACUCCGAGGCGGCCGCCGAAAAGGUGGAGGUGGAGCUGGCGGGGCCGGAGCCCCGGGAGCCCCCCGAAGGCGGCUGGGGCUGGCUGGUGAUGUUGGCGGCGAUGUGGUGCAACGGGUCGGUGUUCGGCAUCCAGAACUCCAGCGGGCUGCUCUUCGUGUUCAUGCUCCAGACCUUCGAGUUCAAGGACGAUGACAAGAUGGUCUUCAAGACAGCAUGGGUGAGCUCUCUGGCCAUGGGGAUGAUUUUCCUUUGCUGCCCGAUAGCCAGCGUCUUCACAGACAUAAUUGGUUGUCGGAAAACAGCUGUUGUGGGCGCCGCUGUGGGGUUCAUUGGGCUCAUGUCCAGUUCUUUUGUCAGCUCCAUUGAGCCUUUGUACCUCACCUAUGGAAUCAUAUUUGCCUGCGGCUGCUCCUUUGCAUACCAGCCCUCGCUGGUCAUUUUGGGACACUAUUUCAAGAAGCGCCUUGGACUUGUGAAUGGCAUUGUGACUGCUGGCAGCAGUCUCUUCACUAUUUUGCUACCUUUGCUUUUAAAGGUUCUGAUCAAAGAAACGAACCUCUUUAAUACCCUGAGGAUCCUCUGUGUCUUCAUGUUUGUUCUCAUUUUGGCUGGCUUUACUUAUCGACCUCUUGAUUCCAAUGCCAAAGAUAAAGAGAGUGAAAGCAGCAGAUUCUCCCUCUUUUCCAGGAAAAAACUCAGUCCUCCAAAAAAAUUGUUCAAUUUUUCCAUCUUCAAGGUGACCGCUUAUGCAGUGUGGGCAGUUGGAAUACCAGUGGCACUUUUUGGAUACUUUGUGCCUUAUGUCCACUUGAUGAAACAUGUGAAUGAAACAUUUCAAGAAGAAAAAAAUAAAGAAGUGGUUCUCAUGAGCAUUGGUAUCACUUCAGGAGUUGGACGGCUUCUCUUUGGCAGGAUUGCAGAUUAUGUGCCUGGUGUGAAGAAGGUUUAUCUACAGGUGCUGUCGUUCUUCUUCAUUGGUCUGAUGUCCAUGAUGAUUCCCCUGUGCAGGGUCUUUGGGGCCCUCGUUGCUGUCUGUCUCAUCAUGGGUCUCUUUGAUGGGUGCUUCAUUUCUAUCAUGGCCCCCAUUGCCUUUGCAUUGGUUGGUGCCCAGGAUGUUUCUCAAGCAAUUGGAUUUCUGCUUGGACUCAUGUCUAUCCCCAUGACUAUUGGCCCACCACUUGCAGGGUUGCUUCGAGACAAGCUUGGUUCCUAUAAUGUGGCAUUCUACCUCGCUGGGGUCCCUCCCCUUAUUGGAGGUGCUGUACUUUGUUUUAUCCCAUGGAUCCAUGAUAAGAAGCAGAGAGAGAUCCAGAAAACUGCUGGAGGAGAGAAGAUGGAGAAGAUGCUAGGGAACCAGAACUCUCUGCUGUCAAGCUCAUCUGAAAUCUUCAAGAAAGAAUCGGAUUCUGUUAUUUAAUGUCUACAUACCUCUACCAGACUGGACUUGCUUUUGAAUUUUAAGCAAGUUUUCGUUUUAUAUGAAUUGCAAAUUUCUUAUUUUUUUAAUCAUACCCUUGGAAUAGCACAAUUGGGAAAUAGAACUUUUAUUACUACAAGAACCAUUUUCUUCUACCAAGUAGCUAUCUAAUAUUUCCAAGAGUCUUGAGGGAAGAGGCUCUGUUAUAGGAAAACAGGUCUGAAAGUCAAAUAUUGUGAAGAUUUGAAGCUGUCUCAUCAAGUGGCAACUUUGGAAACUGUGAAUACUAUUUAAGCUUGUAAAAUAUUUUAAAAUACCUCAAGCUAUACUGAAAGGAUUACAGUUUGAUUAGAACUGGAAAUAAUUUGUUCGUUGUCUCACAUAGUGUCUUGGGUUCUGGCACCUCUGUUUUAAUCUUGUGCUUUUUGGAAACAUUUUACAAAAUGUAAGCCUGAAUUGUAGAUAACCACAAAUCCACCUGAAACGCAGGACUAGGUGAGAAUUGCUUUUCUGUUGCUUCCUAAGCUAUGUAAUUGGAGUGUUCUGACUUGUUCCAGGGCCAGGGGCUUUGGGGGUGCAGAUGCUAGUGGUGGAUUUAACAUAUGAGAUGAGAGGAUCCCCUCAGAACGGCAGAGCAGUUUUCUUCCACAGACAUUUAUUUGCUCCCUUUGAGUUUGCAGUACAUUUUGCUCCAGUAGCCAAAACACCCCAAGCUUCUGAUUUUUUUUUUUUUUUUCGUGGUACCAGGGAUUGAACUCAGGACCCUGCGCUUGCCAGGCAAGCGCUUCUUCUACUGAGCUAUCUCCCCGGGCCCCUUGAUUUUGUUUAAACAAUAAAAUACAACAGAAUGCAUGCAAGCAAUUCUGGAAAUUAAGAAUAUUUCUGACUUCUGGAUUUAUUAGCACUGGUACUUCAAAGUCUUCUUAAGUAUGUUAUCAAAUAGGAGUUGAAGGACAAACUAGAAGGAGGGGCAAAUCCCUUUUCAUUUGUGAAGAAAACACCAUUCUGAUAUAAACAAAUGUGCAAAUUGGUUUAUGAAAUUGAUAGGUCUUAAUUGAUUCUAAGUAUCUAUAAGGCGAAAUCAUCCCUAUAGUUUCAAAGUUUCCUAGCAAAAGUUUGCAUUGAGGUGUGCAGUCCUGUAUUGCCUAACGGCAGGGAUAUUUUGUCUUGAAGCACCUCCAGGAUCCGUCUGUUCCUAAAUUAUCUGUGAGGUGAGAAGGGUGGUUGUGUGUCUCACCACUUCAGUCCUUCAUGCUUCCAAGGCAGAGCGCUUCCAUUGUCUGCCCUGGCGAGGGUGGGCUUCCUGCAGGAUGGGCCCACAUGGCCAUGUGGCUGUUGGCUUGGGAGCAGGUGCAGGGCCGGAGGAGGUCGGCUUCCUCACCCAGCUCUUUGAAAGUUCAUCGUGUAAAUAUUAAAUAUGGAGUUUAUUUUAGUGACAGGGAUUUAGAUUGUGAGCAAACGGAGCAUUGUAGCAUGCCCUGCACUCAGCUGCAUCGUACUCCUUCUGUUGGUUCAUAUCAGCAGUCUUCGGUAAUUCGUUUGCUCUUCUGUUGCAGCAAACAAAACUAUUUUGACCAUACCACCCUUUUCUGUUCUUAUUUUAAGCUUUUAAGAAAGGAUUUAGAUGUAAGAAUACAGUGCACAGUAUCGUCCUUCACCGACUCACCUCCAGUUGUCUAGAACAUUACUUCCUCGUUGUUACCAGUGCCUGGGUAAAGUUGGAUUAGGGCCAGCCAUCCAGACUGCCAUGACAAAACGUUACGGCUUUUUAGUCUUAAUAGAGAUUUCUAAAGACAGCCCCCAUUUCUACAGAAAGAUUACUCUAAAAUGGAAAUUUAACUUUGUGUAAGGACUUCCAAAAUGUUUUACUUCCAAAAUUUGGCCAAUUUUGGAGCAAGAGAAGAAAAGGUAAUAAAUCUGAAAUCCAAACACUUGGUCUUGCUGGGUUACUUUUCACUUUAAAACACCAAAGUGACUUAAGUGUUUAUAAUAAAAAUUUACAUUUUGGCAUAUUAUAUUGGUAUAUAAUUAUACAUUGUAUAAUAUAAGUUUAAUAGAAUGAAUCAAACUAAAUCUAAUACUGAAAAAGCUCUGCUGUAGUAGAUGCUUAUGAAGAGUACUAUGAUCAUUUAAAGUUAGAAUAAAACAUGCUAAAUUCCUUUAAAUAUUUAGGGAUAUAUUAUUUGGUAAGGAAAGUUCUGCAAAUUAAAAUACACAAACCAAAGAUGUGAAAAUUAUGAAUAUCCAUAAAGAUUUGUAUUCUAUAUUUAAAAAUAUUACAUUAAAAAUAAAUCCUAAUUUUGUUUUU
Octodon degus (degu) is the source of this 4038-nucleotide messenger RNA. It is a transcript of the gene Slc16a10, whose product is annotated as solute carrier family 16 member 10. Lineage: Eukaryota; Metazoa; Chordata; Mammalia; Rodentia; Octodontidae. The transcript has 6 exons. Gene Ontology annotation, biological process: transmembrane transport. Gene Ontology annotation, molecular function: monocarboxylic acid transmembrane transporter activity. The record is from RefSeq and is a predicted model, not a curated record. The coding region runs from base 201 to 1730 and encodes 509 amino acids.